GGACUACUCUACACCAAACUUUUCUCCAUUCAUUCCUCUAUAAAUAACAAUCUUUGGGUAGCUUAGCUCCGCCACACCGCAGAUCCCCAUAGGCGUAGCUCUCGAUCCACAUCAUUAAAAAAGUAAUGGAGAAAAUGAAGGGUCUGCAGGCACUUAUAUUGGCAAUGGUAAUGGUUAUGGCGAUCGCUACAACUGAUGCUCAAAGCAUUUGCAACAUGCCAGCUUCAGGUUUGAUGGCAUGCAAACCAGCAGUGACCCCUCCCAACCCUCCGCCGCCCACGUCAACUUGCUGCUCCGCCCUCUCCCACGCUGACAUGCGUUGCCUUUGCUCAUAUAAGAACUCCAAGCUCUUGCCUUCCCUUGGUAUUGACCCAAACCUUGCCAUGAAAUUGCCUAGCUUGUGCAAGCUUCCUCAUCCUGCAAAUUGUUAGUUCCUGGCUCUCCAUAUUUGAUCUCAAAUGUGAGGGAAAAUCAUGCUUAUUAUAAGCCUCUACUUCACAUUAUUGUACUGAGCUUCGGGUUUUUUAUUUUUAUUUUUCUGUUUUCUUUUUAUGUGUAGUGUUUGGUAUCUUAUAAUCAUGUCUAAUAUCAUGUACGUAUUGUGUGA
This is a messenger RNA of Gossypium arboreum, 607 nucleotides long. Its product is annotated as putative lipid-transfer protein DIR1. The coding region runs from base 126 to 431 and encodes 101 amino acids. NCBI's taxonomy places the organism in Eukaryota, Viridiplantae, Streptophyta, Magnoliopsida, Malvales, Malvaceae. The record is from RefSeq and is a predicted model, not a curated record. The transcript has a single exon. Gene Ontology annotation, molecular function: fatty acid binding. Gene Ontology annotation, biological process: systemic acquired resistance.